CGUACUUUCCACCAGAUAGGCUCGGAGAACUUUGGACGGUUGUCGUUCACUUUGCAGUUUGCGUCACCUGCACAAGCGUAUCUUGGUGUACAUUUACCAUUUGUGUAGAUUUCGUGUAGCUGCAUUGGCGAACAUCAACGCCUGUACAAAGCGUUUGACUAGGCGAGGGCCCCGUCCUUAAGGCAACGAAGAGAGAGCAAGCUCCCAGUCUUACCGUGUGUAUUCUACUGGAGCCACUAUCUUAUAAUUAGGCUUCGAUAUGGAAGCGCUACACGCACGUUCUUUUGCCUCGCUAGGCCAGUGCCAGUGGCGCGCGCGGCCACUGGCGGCGAUGCCUCAUCGACGAGCUUCCCAUGUGGUGUUGUCUCUUAACUCUGGCGUGGUUGCGGCAGCGACCGUCGCGGGCGCUACAUUGCCUUUAGGCACCGCAACGGCGACUCCAGUGAAAACGGAGCGCGCUGUAUGCGAACUCGACCCGAAGAGCUUCUAUGACUUUAUAUCGUGUGAUGACCUCUGCGUCGUCGACUACUACACAGACUGGUGCGGUCCCUGCCAAGUGAUGCAUAAGGAGCUCGACAAGAUGACGGCAGCUUUUAAGGGUGUCAAGUUCGCAAAAUUGAACUGCGGAAACUGCCAGGAUUUCAGCACCCGUCAGCGCAUCCGCGCCUUGCCUACGUUCCGUCUGUACUACAAGGGUACCUGCCUGGAUGAGGUUACAGGGGCCAAGCCAAUGCAGCUGCGGCAGCUGCUCACGCACUACCUGUGUAUGACGACCAUCGCGCCAUAA
Messenger RNA from Volvox carteri f. nagariensis, 787 nucleotides. It is a transcript of the gene trx7, whose product is annotated as thioredoxin. NCBI's taxonomy places the organism in Eukaryota, Viridiplantae, Chlorophyta, Chlorophyceae, Chlamydomonadales, Volvocaceae. The transcript is spliced from 3 exons. The coding region runs from base 260 to 787 and encodes 175 amino acids. The record is from RefSeq and is a predicted model, not a curated record.